Molecule: messenger RNA, 1392 nt
Organism: Malaya genurostris
Lineage: Eukaryota; Metazoa; Arthropoda; Insecta; Diptera; Culicidae
Product: protein commissureless 2 homolog
Exons: 2
Coding region: 288-1133 (281 amino acids)
Biological process (GO): axon guidance
Source: RefSeq, a predicted model, not a curated record
UCCACGCUUAACGUGGUGAACAAACAUACUCAACCAGCCAACGGACUAGUCGAACAAAAAUCAGCUGGUCGAAUUGUCUGUGUUGGAACUUUCCCUCAAUGAAACCGGGUCCCUACUUUAUGUUGCGAUACAAACCGUCAGUCUCUUCACGGAUGCCCUGCUGAACGGAUGUGUUAACAUAGUUGUUUGCUCCGAACAUGGUGUUGUGGUUUCCUGCAGCAUAGAAAAAUUGAGUGUUCGUGAUUGAACUUGGAAACAGUUCUUAUGAAGUUUACAAGCGCAGUAUCAUGUUGGAUAACCCGGAACCGCGAAUCACGUUCGAAGUACCUACUGAUUUGGACUUCGACAAGUUGAUUCGUGACAACAAUUACACACUCUACUGGCAAAAUUUGCACAGCGAACCGUUCCGAGAGAAAUCGGCCGCAUCAGCGGAUUCAGUGCUCGGAGAUCGCAACUCAAGUGAUUUUAAUCUGAUGAGCAGUUUAAGGCAUUUCGCCGGUGAACGAAGUGGUUCGGGUCUAGGCGGCAUCGGGUGGGGAAUAUCGACCGGUAUUAGUGAUGGGGCUGACGCUGGGAUGACACUUGUAGAUUCCAGCUAUUUGUGGAUAGCAGCCGUGAUGGUGCUGCUGAUUCUGUCCGGGUUAUUUUGCGUGUGUUCCUGCUACUUGUACUACAAAUAUCGGAAGUGGCAAAAGUGCGUAUCAGUUGCCACCUGCCACACUUUGUCGAACUUGGAUGUCGAAGCACCACCACCUUACGAUGUCGAAAUGCUUCCCUCCUAUACGAUAGCUUCCGGGUUACCAACGUACGAGGAUGCUAUAAGGCAUCUUACCUCCCGCCAGCGGACGUCUUUCGGAUACGAGCUUGCUCGGAGGCCUCAAUUGCAUCCUCCAGGUUUAAUGAAAUUUUUCGAGUCGCGUCCACAAAACUGGCUCAAUGUCACCGUAUUUGAGGAAAUACGCUACAAUUUUGUGGGCCGGGGAGAUACGACGGAGCGCGUGGAAUCGGUACCAAAAGUUAUGUCCGACAGGACCAUCAGUAAGCUCUGCGUCACCAAACCGGAAAACAACGCUGGCUUGUACAAAAUUCAAGCGUGUGUGCUGGAAAACGAAAAGAAUGCCGCAUCCAAUUGAUAAUGUGACCUACUGCCAGUGGAACAGUGACUGUGUUAUUAUGUAAUUAUAUUCUAUUUUAUUAAGAGAUUGAAGACUGUGUGUAUAUUUUAUGAAAAAAUGAUUGUAUAUUUUAUGAUAUUAAGAUUUUUAUGAAAAAGUUGUACAUUUCAUUUAGUUUUACUUUAAUGAGUGUGAAAUACUAAAAGUUUCGAAUGACAGAAUAACGUUCGAGUGUGUAGAGUUUUUAAAUAAUACUAAAUAAAGACUGGUAAAGUAG